GUCGCACGUUGUCGCAUUUGGAGUGUCUGUACAUAUGUCCUCGUGGACACAGUCACGUCUGUUCCCAUCCCUGUUCUCUUCUCUACGGUCCCUUCAUCGUCACAAGGGGGACAACAUGCAGUCUACACAUAUCUAUCUCUGUCUGUCUGUCUGUCUACAUUUCCCCGCAUUCCGCGAUGAUGCAGUCGAGCUUGGGUUUGUUGUUGGUGCCGACUGAGACGUUCUCGAUCUUCCUGACGACCAUCAUGCUGUCGGCGUCGAGCACCUUGCCGAACACCACGUGCUUGUUGUCCAGCCAGUCACACACAGCACACGAGAUGAAGAACUGACAACCGUUGGAAUUCGGACCUGCACACACACACACCACACACACACACACACACACACAUAGACAUGAAUGCCAGCCACACCGUGUGACAGAUCGGUAUUGUCUGUGGGUGCGUGCUUCUGUAGGUGUUACCAGUGUUGGCCAUCGAGAGGAUGCCCGGCGAGUCGUGUUUGAGGACGAAGUUCUCGUCAGGGAACCUCUCGCCAAAGAUGGACAGGCUGCCCGUACCGUCACCCUUGACGAAGUCCCCUCCCUGCACCAUGAAGUCCUUGAUCACUCUGACACACACACACCCAACACGAUACAUACAGCACACCCCACACAACACAUGAACACAUCCAGGCAAUCUCUCCCUCCCUCCCUCCCUCCCUCCCUCCCUCCCCGUGUGUCCCCACCCACCCACUCACCCACUCCCUCCCUCCCUCACCGAUGGAAUGAAGCUCCCUUGUACCCUAUAGGCACGUUGUUGAGCUUGAACUCGCCCGUGCACAGCCGCCUGAAGUUCUCGACUGUCUUGGGGACGACAUGCCGAUAGAGCUCUAUCUUAAUGCGGCCGACAGGGUUGCCGCCGACGGUGAUGUCGAAGAACACCACGGGGUUGUCGGCGUGCUUCAGCGGCCUGUUCUGCGGUAACCUCGUGUCAACACUCGUCAUAAAUAGAUCUUACUCGGGGACGGGCGGACAAGGACAGACAGCGGGAGGGAGAUGACGCCAAGCUUAGAAGAGGCAGCUGCUGCCGGGAGUGGAUGAACUCAAUUCGACAGAUGCAGUCGAUGAACCGAAAAGCGAAUGCAAAGAUCAGUGGCAGGGCGUCGUUGACACUUGUUGCGGUCGGAUACCCAGUCGAC
This is a messenger RNA of Vitrella brassicaformis, 1176 nucleotides long. The record is from the annotation of a GenBank genome assembly. NCBI's taxonomy places the organism in Eukaryota, Vitrellaceae.